GUGGUCUACAAUGUUGGUCUGUGCAUCUGCUUGUACGACAUCACUAAACUGGAGGACUCCUAUAUAUUCCCCGGAGACGGAGCCUCACACACCAAAGUUCAUUUCAGGUAUGUGGUUUUUCAUCCAUUUCUCGAAGAGAUCCUCGUCGGCAAGAUCAAGUACUGCAGCCAAGAGGGAGUUCAUGUGACGAUGGGCUUCUUUGAUGACAUUCUCAUUCCCCCAGAGUCACUUCAACAGCCUGCAAAAUUUGAUGAAGCAGAGCAAGUUUGGCUUUGGGAAUAUGAGACGGACGAGGGGGCCCAUGACCUCUACAUGGACCAAGGAGAGGAGAUCCGUUUUCGGGUGACAGAUGAAGUCUUUGUGGAUACGUCGCCAACGGGCCCAGCCACCGCAGCAACAGACGCACCGGCACAACCGGGACAGUCGACGGCGCCACCCACAGAGGACAGUGGGGAGAAGAAAGAGGCACCGUACACUCUGAUUGGGACCAUCUGUGAGCCGGGCCUAGGGUUGCUGUCAUGGUGGAACAGUUAGCACUGCAGAGGACGAGGACGAUAUUUGGAAGUUGCGAACAGAUCAACCGUCAUGACCGUUUGGACUGACGAAGGACGGUCGGCUGGAGACACUGAACCCUGUUGUUUGGGUGCAGAAGUCAAGACAAAAGUCAAACCGCUUUCUGAACCAAGAUAGUGUCGGUGUAAAGUGACUGAUGUAAAGUCUGUCACACUGAUACUGACUGUGUGGUAAACACUGCCCUUAACAUACCAGCUUCAUGUUUAUAUGUAGAGUUUGCCAUGUAUUUAAUGACAAAAUGAUUGAUGGACAUUUCGUUUGGUAUAUUCCACAAGAUUUUGACCCCCAAUUGUCAUCACUACUUUAUAAUGAUAGUCAGACAUUCACAGGUCAUAAAGUAGGUGCUGUUUGAAACUGAGCUGAAAACUGAACAGCAAGCAUGGAUAAAUGUGAUCCCAGUGUGCCGACACGCUUUUGUUUUGAGGUGAGAUAAAUACGGCCGAGUGACUUCUGUUGAUAUAAACUGACCUGUGGAUCAGAGAUCAAGAUUUAAACAAAGGUAACGCUGUUUGGACCUACAUAAAUAUAUAAUUGAAUAUAAAAAAUAUUUUUUUCAACGAUCCAGUGUGUAGGAUUUAGUGGCAUCUAGCGGUGUGGUUGCAGAUAGGAAAUCCAUCGCUUCACCCUACCUUUCCAAGCGCGAGGGAGAAACUACAGUGGCCACAAAACGUGUGAACAGCCCUAUCUAGAGCCAGUGUUUGGUUUGUCUCUUCUUUCUCGUCUGUGCUACUGUAGAAAUGUGGCAGUUCAAAAUGGCGGACUCCAU
This is a messenger RNA of Morone saxatilis (striped sea-bass), 1339 nucleotides long. It is a transcript of the gene polr3h, whose product is annotated as polymerase (RNA) III (DNA directed) polypeptide H. Gene Ontology annotation, molecular function: DNA binding; DNA-directed RNA polymerase activity. Lineage: Eukaryota; Metazoa; Chordata; Actinopteri; Moronidae. The record is from RefSeq and is a predicted model, not a curated record. Gene Ontology annotation, biological process: transcription initiation at RNA polymerase III promoter; DNA-templated transcription. Gene Ontology annotation, cellular component: RNA polymerase III complex.